Arachis ipaensis is the source of this 1551-nucleotide messenger RNA. Its product is annotated as UDP-glycosyltransferase 83A1. The record is from RefSeq and is a predicted model, not a curated record. Gene Ontology annotation, molecular function: quercetin 7-O-glucosyltransferase activity; quercetin 3-O-glucosyltransferase activity. NCBI's taxonomy places the organism in Eukaryota, Viridiplantae, Streptophyta, Magnoliopsida, Fabales, Fabaceae.
GAUUAGAAAAACUUCAAAUCAUAGGACAAGAUGGGUGUUGUUCCAACUGUGCUAGUUUUACCAUGCCCUGCUCAAGGACAUGUCAACCCACUGAUGAUCUUGUCUCAAAAAUUGGUUGAAAAGGGUUGCAAUAUCAUCUUUGUCACCCCUGAAUUCAUCCACAACAAAGUGGUUAGUUCCAUGGGGAAUCAAGCCGGCGGCGAUAACGGACGAUCGCCGAUAAAGUUGGUGUCAAUCCCGGAUGGGUUAGGACCUGAUGCAGACAGAAAUAAUAUCAUCUUACUAUUUGAUUCUAUAUUGAAGAACAUGCCUGCUAUGCUUGAGAGGCUAAUUGAAGAUCUUAGAUUGAAAGAUGGUGUGAGAGUAAGCUGCAUAGUUGCUGAUUUUCUUAUGGCAUGGGCGUUGGAAAUUGCAAGAAAGAUUGGAAUCAGAGGAGUUCUGUUUUAUCCAUCAGCAGCAGCUAUGUUAGCCUUGCAGUGCAGCAUACCAAAGCUUAUUGAGGAUGGAAUCAUAGACUCUGAUGGGUUGCCAACCACAAAAAAAAGGUUUCAGUUAUCACCAAGCAUUCCUCCCAUGGACACAGAAAUCAUAUGGUGGGCAAAAAUAUCUGACUCUAUAACUGAGAAGAUGGUAUUCAACAUUAGUCUUCAAUCCAUGAAAACUCUAGAAUCCACAGAGUGGUGCCUUUGUAACUCCACACCCGAUCUUGAACCUGGAGCAUUAUCAUUCGUACCAAAGCUAUUACCAAUUGGUCCAUUAUUAAGAACCUAUGACCAUGAUCAAGGUGUAACUGAAAGAUCAUUGGGACAAUUCUGGGAAGAAGAUUUUUCUUGUUUAAAUUGGCUUGAUCAACAACCUCAUGGUUCUGUUAUAUAUGUUGCAUUCGGAAGUACCACUCUUUUUGAUGAAAAACAAUUCAAAGAACUCGCUCUCGGACUUGAACUUACCAAUAGACCCUUUCUUUGGGUGGUGCGAAAAGAUUCAGAUUGUAGCAAUAAAGUGUGUUUUCCUAACGAAUUCAAGGGGAAUCAAGGUAAGAUAAUUGAAUGGGCUCCUCAAGAAAAGGUGCUAUCCCACCCUGCCAUUGCUUGCUUUAUAAGUCACUGCGGUUGGAAUUCGACUUUGGAGGGUUUGUCUAAUGGAGUGCCUUUUUUGUGUUGGCCAUAUUAUGCUGAUCAAUUCUUUGACAAAAAAUAUAUUUGUGAUGAGUGGAAGGUUGGAUUGGGAUUUGAUUUGGAUGAAAAUGGGAUGAUCUCACGUGAAGAGAUAAAAGUCAAAGUUGAUAAAUUGCUUAGUGAUGAGAACAUAAGAGUUAAGGCUCGUGAGAUAAAGAAGAAGCUAAUGAAGGACGUUGAUCUUGGUGGAAGGUCUUCAGAGAACUUAAACAAGUUCAUCAACUGGUUGAAGGAAUAAGGAUUUGCUUUUUCUGAACAUGUUUUAAUUCUAAACUUUAGUCGUUUGUUAUUGCAUGCUUUAGCUCUGAUUAUUGUUCCUAAUGUCAAAAUGAAUAAAAAGAAAUAAAAAAGGAAAGUGAUUUAUUGUUUAUGAAUU